Molecule: messenger RNA, 922 nt
Organism: Oryzias melastigma (Indian medaka)
Lineage: Eukaryota; Metazoa; Chordata; Actinopteri; Beloniformes; Adrianichthyidae
Product: snRNA-activating protein complex subunit 1
Biological process (GO): snRNA transcription by RNA polymerase III; snRNA transcription by RNA polymerase II
Cellular component (GO): snRNA-activating protein complex
Molecular function (GO): sequence-specific DNA binding
Source: RefSeq, a predicted model, not a curated record
ACUUCCGGAUCAGUCUGCCGGGAUUCCUGUCGCCGAGGCUGAGGCGGGAAACAGGGAGUGAUGGAUUUCUGCAGGCGGCACGUGAAGGCGGACUGCGAGGAGCUGCUGAGCCGCUUCAGGCGGACUCAGUCGGUCCGCUUCGAGAUCUUCUCCGGGAUCUGGAGGGACAUGAAGUUCGCCUCCAUCUUUUACGGCACCUUGUUCCACGAGAAGCGUCCCUUCGCUCGCCUGGUUCUGGACACCGCCUACUGCUACUUCCUGCCACCGUUCAGCUUUCAGAUCCGAGUGGGAGGGCUUUACCUGCUGUACAGCCUGUAUCACUCUCAGGGCGCCGUUCCUCUAGAGCAGAUCCGUUUAGCGCUGAAGGACUGCGAGGAUGUGAAGAAGUUUGAGAAGGAUGCAGUGGACGCUCAGCACUUCGACGUUGUCUUCAUCCUGCACAAGCUGAUGUCCUCCAAAGCCAUCCUCUUCACCGCCAUGCCCAUCACGAAACCGUCGCUUAGAUCCAGAACCACAGAGAACAUCCUCAUCUCAGGUGAGCUGUGGAACGAAGCACUGACCGGCACCACCGCCAUCAGCAGAAACCUGUCUACGCUGGACUCCAUGUCUGAAGAAAAACCAAAGAAAUUAAAAAAAUUCAAGUGGAGAUGAAGACGACUGAAUUUUAACCUACAUUUUCUAAUGACUUGUUUAGUUUUUAAUGAAAAACUGAGUUUUUCCCUGUGGUGUUCUCAUUCUGGACUGUUCAAACAGGUUUUUUUUCACUCUGCUGAUUUUUGAAAUGUUUUUUUUACCCUAAAAAGUUUACGUUCUUAUUCAUGCUUGUCCAGAAAACUUGUUCCACUGUACUUUGCUUUGUUAAGCAGAACUUCAGCUUCUGCAGUUUUGGUUUCUUGUUUUAAACAGAGUUUUGUAAAUCUGA